UCCGUUGAACAUUCAUAAUUCUCUCCUCUCUGCUCCAGCUACUUCUCUCUUCUACAAAAAUGGCUUCAAGAAAAGUCUUACUUCUCUUCGCUUUUACUCUUCUUCUUUCUUCCUCCGCUGUUGUCUCUCGUACAGUCUCAUCAGAAUUCACAACAUCCGUCCUCAACGUCUCCUUUGUUCUUCAACAAGCACUCGACAUCCUCUCCAUUGAACCACUAGAACAAGAAUUUGUUUCCCUCUCCGCAAUCAAUUCUUCUUCUUCUUCUUCGUUUUCACUGCCGCUUCUCUCACGUGACACCAUCUUCAAAACCCAGAUGAAAGACUACGUGGCACUACUAAACUCUCGACUAGCUCGCGACUCAGCUCGAGUCAACUCUCUGAGAAGUAAGCUUAGCCUCGCUCUCAAUCAGAUCCUCCCCGAGGAUUUGUCCACUCCCGUCGUGUCCGGGCUUAGCCAAGGCAGCGGCGAGUACUUCUCUCGGAUCGGUGUCGGGACUCCGCCCAAACAGUACUACAUGACCAUCGACACUGGCAGUGACGUUAACUGGAUUCAGUGUCAACCUUGUUCAUUUUCUAGAUGUUACCAGCAGUCCGACCCGAUUUAUAACCCGAAAUUGUCGUCGUCUUACCGUUCUCUCGGUUGUAACACCCAACAGUGUGCAGCUCUCGACAGGGCCGGGUGUAGCGGAACCACGUGCCAAUAUCAAGUGUCGUACGGUGACGGCUCUUACACUGUCGGCGAUUUUGUGACCGAAACGCUGUCGUUUGGAAACAGCGGGACCGUACCAAAUGUGGCUAUCGGUUGUGGCCAUAACAAUCAGGGGUUAUUCGCCGGAGCCGCUGGUUUAAUUGGACUCGGUGGUGGCAAGAUCUCACUCACUAGACAGGUUAAAGCGAAGUCGUUUUCUUACUGUUUGGUUGAUCGUGACUCGGCCGAUUCAGGUAGUCUAGAGUUCAACUCGGCCUUUCCCUCUGACUCAGUCCUAGCUCCGUUACUCAAAAACCCAAAACUUGAUACAUUUUAUUACGUCGGGCUCAUCGGUUUCAGCGUCGGAGGUAAGCCGGUUCAAAUACCACCGUCGGUUUUCGCAUUGGGCAGCUCAGGCAACGGUGGAGUGAUUGUCGACUGUGGGACCGCCAUAUCUCGGUUACCGACUCAGGCUUAUGUUGCACUCCGUGACUCGUUCCGUAAAUACGCGGGCAACUUAAAAUCCACUAGUGGCUUUGCUUUGUUCGACACGUGUUACGAUUUUUCUGGUUUAUCUACCGUCAGUGUCCCAACGGUGUCGUUUCUCUUCUCCGGUGGAAAAUCUUUGAAUUUACCGGCCAAAAAUUACCUUGUUCCAGUGGAUUCGAUGGGGACCUUCUGUUUCGCAUUUGCCCCAACGAGGUCGUCUCUGUCCAUUAUAGGCAACGUACAGCAGCAGCGGACACGUGUCAGCUACGACUUGGUCAAUAAUCGUGUUGGAUUCGCUCCUAGCAAAUGUUAAAGUGGUUUGAAACUUUUAAGUGAAUAAUUAUAAAUUUACCGUAAUUGGUAAAGUGAAUGUCAGAAAAACCGUUGGAUGGGAUGUUUUACCGUACUUUUAAUGCAGGAUAAUGAAAUGUGAUAAGUAGCUCUCAUAGGUGGAUGACAGUGGGAUCCACCUAAACGCUCUAUGGCAUGUAUGGUAAAUAAAAAGAAGUUGAAUGGCAAAGCAAUCAUAUCAAUAUUAAUAAAUUGUCUAUUUAUCUGUUA
Messenger RNA from Mangifera indica (mango), 1738 nucleotides. Its product is annotated as protein ASPARTIC PROTEASE IN GUARD CELL 1-like. Lineage: Eukaryota; Viridiplantae; Streptophyta; Magnoliopsida; Sapindales; Anacardiaceae. Gene Ontology annotation, molecular function: aspartic-type endopeptidase activity. Gene Ontology annotation, biological process: proteolysis. The record is from RefSeq and is a predicted model, not a curated record. The transcript has a single exon. Bases 60 to 1490 code for a protein of 476 amino acids.